Messenger RNA from Prorocentrum cordatum, 477 nucleotides. Lineage: Eukaryota; Dinophyceae; Prorocentrales; Prorocentraceae. The record is from the annotation of a GenBank genome assembly.
AUGGCCGGGUGGUGCGCCCUGAUCUCGGAUCUAGCUGCAGCUGCUAACGUGGCCUCUUGGGACUUCGAGUGGGCCAAACUUGCCGAAUGUGGCAUAAUCCUGCUUACGCAGAGCGGCGCCGCCCUCGCGCACGUGGCGGAGGACCUCAGGGGCGACCGCCAGCUGGUCUUCGAGGCCCUGCGGAGCGACGGCGCCGCCCUCGCCUUCGCGCCGCCGGCGCUGCGGGACGACGCGGAGGCCGUGCUGGCGGCCGUGGCCUGCUGUGGCGACGCCCUGCGCCACGCCUCGGACCGGCUGCGGGCGGACCGCGAGGUCGCGCUGCUGGCGGUCCGGCAGUCGGGGAUGGCGCUGCAGUCGGUGGCGGAGCCCCUGCGACACGACCGGGAGGUCGUGCUGGCCGCCGUGGCCUCCGACGGCCUGGCGCUACCCUUCGCGGCCCCCGCGCUGCGCGCGGACCGCGGCGUGGUGCUCGCCGCC